This is a messenger RNA of Neohortaea acidophila, 942 nucleotides long. RefSeq lists its product as uncharacterized. NCBI's taxonomy places the organism in Eukaryota, Fungi, Ascomycota, Dothideomycetes, Mycosphaerellales, Teratosphaeriaceae. Gene Ontology annotation, biological process: retrograde vesicle-mediated transport, Golgi to endoplasmic reticulum. The transcript has a single exon. The annotation marks the transcript as partial. The record is from RefSeq and is a predicted model, not a curated record.
UCGAGCAGAAUGGCAGACACCAGUGACGCCCCCGAAAAUGAAACGCCGAACCAGCGCCAAGCGCGGUUACGGCGGGAGAAGCGACAGAAGAAGAUGGCGGAGCAGGGCGAAGACCGGCUGGCUCGCAUCAAAGCGCUGAACGGCGGCGUAGCACCACCAGAAGAAGUGCUCGGCGGCCCCGUUGCGCAGGGCACGAAAUCAGCAUACGUCGAAGAUCCGGACGAAGUGGAUAUCAGCACCGUCACGCCCGGGAACGGCACGCCCAGCCGACAGCAACACGUCGAUGCAGUGGACAACCCCCUCGCGGCGGCGAUGCUACAGAUGCAGCAAGAGCAGGCUCGGAAUCAACGACAGCAGAGGGCGGAAGGGAGUGCGGAGGAGGAUCCGAUGGCGAGGAUGAUGGAGCAGAUGAUGGGACUAAUGGGCGGCGACCCCUCCAAUCCCAACGCGAAACCCCCGGACCUCCCGCCUGCUCUGAAGGCAUUGAUGGGUGGUGUUGGUGGAGCAGCUGGUGCGCAACAGCAAGAACCGCCGGCAACGAGCUCGACGUAUUUGUGGAGGGCUGUGCAUGCCGUAUUCGCUCUCCUCCUCGCCGGCUACAUCGCGGUGACAUCUACAUUCACCGGCUCGAAACUUGCGCGCGAACCCCACUUCUACGCUUCGGGCGAAGGCCACGGACUGGAGCGCCGGCUGUUCCUCAUCUUCUGCACGGCGGAGCUGGUGUUGCAGAGCACGCGGUAUUUCGCGGAAAAGGGGCAGUUACGGGGGAAUGGAAUGUUGGCCAAGGUGGCCAACAGUGGGUUCGUGCCGGAGCCGUGGGCGGGCUAUGUACGCAUCGUAGGGAGGUAUGUGGGCAUUGCGCAGACGAUUAUGACGGAUGCCAUGGUGAUUGUCUUCGUGUUCGGGGCCAUGGCGUGGUGGAGAGGGGCUGCUGCUGCGUGA